AUGAAGUGGGGUAUUUUGGGUGCCGGUAACAUUGCCGGAAAGUUUGUUAAGGACUUGUUGCUCGAUGAGCUGGACUAUAACCAUACAAUUGUUGCAAUUGGCAGUUCUCUGGAUGAUAAGGCACGGGAGUUCCUGGAGUCCAAUGGCAUUACUGCUGAGAAGAAUCAUGGCGUGGUUCCUAAAUUUCAGCUGAGACUGGACCUUCUAAAGAAUCCUGACGUUGAUAUCGUCUAUGUGGCAUCGCCUCAUGUUUUCCACGAGGGCCAGGUUCUCGAGGCAUUGAAGAAUAAGAAACACGUUCUUUGUGAAAAACCAUUCACCGUGACUGCUGAACAGUCAAGAAGAGUGUUUGAAGCUGCUUCUGAAGCUGGAGUUUUCGUUAUGGAGGCCGUUUGGACGAGAUUCAUUCCUGCUGUGCUCAAAGCUAAGGAAUGGGUUUUUAAGGAUAAGUUGAUUGGUGAUGUCAAGCGUUUGAUUGGUGAUUUCUCCAUGGAUCUUGAUUUGGACAAUUUGCCUGUUUCUUCUCGUGGUAGAGACAUUCAAUUGGCUGCUGGUGCUACUUUAGACGUUGGUAUCUACCCAUUGACCUAUUCACGUAUUCUCUUGGAUGAUAAGUUGGGUAAGGAAGCUACCCCAUUUGACGUGAAAUCUUUCCUUACCUUGGACGAUACCGAUAAAGUUGACCAUCUCAGUUCUAUUCUCAUCAAGUACGAGAAUGGCAAACAAGGAAUUGCAACGAGUUCCAAUUACACAGCCGGUCCUGAGCAGUUUUUGAGAUUGGAAGGUACCAAGGGCUCCUUGGAGAUGUACGGCAAUCCAGCUGCUCCUAAGCAUGUCAAGGCCUUCAGCCAGGAUGGUAAACUCAUCAAGGAACAUCUUGAUAAGGACUCUUUUGCCGGUUUCAUCCAUGAAGCUAAUGCCGCUGCCGAUGCUAUCAAAGCAGGUAAGACCCAGUCAGACUCAAUUCCUUGGGAAGAAACUUUGCUCAUGAUGGAUCUCAUGGAUAAGGUCAGAUGGGAGAAUAACUUCUACUACCCUGGCGAAAAGGCAUGA
Candidozyma haemuli is the source of this 1053-nucleotide messenger RNA. RefSeq lists its product as uncharacterized. The record is from RefSeq and is a predicted model, not a curated record. NCBI's taxonomy places the organism in Eukaryota, Fungi, Ascomycota, Pichiomycetes, Serinales, Metschnikowiaceae. Gene Ontology annotation, molecular function: nucleotide binding. The coding region runs from base 1 to 1053 and encodes 350 amino acids. The transcript has a single exon.